CUGUUCUCUUGAAGGCAACGACGGGAGUCAGCUGAGGCUUUGACCUCCCAACCUCAGACUGCAGGCAGCGAGAGGAGUGGCCCUCCUGAAUGCUUCUAGGCCACACCGGCUGCGUUGCCCGACACAAUGAACUUGUGCCUUCACAACUGAGUUUGCAGGGUGUGGACUUCUGUCUCAUUCAAAUGCAUACAAUAAUGCCUCCUAUUUACAUUGAUAUUUCUUCUUGGAGCUGGAGCCAGACGUUGGGUUUUUAUUCUGUGUUUUUUUUUUAGUCUCUUAUGUCUCUCUUUCUUUCUGUGUCUCUCCCUUCCCCCUUCUGUUUUUCUCUCCUGUCUUUUUCUCGCCGUCUCUCACCCUCUUUCUUUCUCUUGCUCAACCACCCACCCUGCCCCGUUUCUCUCUUGAUCUCUCUCUCCUCUUUCUCCUUCUCUCGCUGGCUCACUCAUCUGCUCCCCCCCCACUCUCUCAUGCACUCUGCUUUUCCUCUUCUCUCUUUUUCUUGCUCUGUCUCUUUCCCCCUCCUUCUCUCUCUCUCUCUCUCUCUCUCUCUCUCUCUCUCUCUCUUCCUUUUAUAUCCUCCUGCUGAAUGCACUUCUCCUUCCUCAACUGUCUUUUUCUUUUCUACUCAUUCUUUUUGCUCUGGGUUCGCUCGGCAGAACCAUUUCUUGCCCAACAUUUUAUCUGUAAUAGUAUCCUAAAUAAGAGGAGUGCAAUUUUCUCUAGGAUUCAGAGAGCCCACAUCUUCUACGCUUGUGUGUGCGCGUGCGUGCGUGCGUGCGUGUGUGAGAUCAAGUUUGAUAUUUUCCCCAAUGAAAACACACACAUUAAAAUCAACAGUGUAGAAGUUGUUUUUCAGUCUUGUAAAAGUCCCUUAAAUUUGAACAGCAGCAGUUUGGGGAGAAUGAGAUUAAGACGUCCAGGACAGAAUCGACACUGUGUAUUUGGAACUUGAAUAAACCCUCUCCCUUUGUCCUCGCAAUACAUUCACACAAGUGGACAAAUGAUUUAGAAGUUAAUUUAGAAAGGAACUAACCGCUGGCAGUAAUGUCAGCGUUAAGGUCAAAGGUUAUGUCCAUCGAGUCUUGGUUAAUAAGUGGCAGUGAUGGUGUGUGUGUUCAGGAUGGGAGGGGGGCUGGGAUCGAGCCAUUCAGGCUUCACAAGAGUAACGCCAAUGGCUCCCAAUCUCAUAGCAGCACCUUUGGAGGCUCAAUGACAGCAACAGAGACAUGAGCUGACUGUCUUUGAGUACAUGCAUGUAGCUUUUGAAAAGAUGAUUUAUUGUGUAGACAUGUUUAGAUUAACCUGGUGCAUAGUAGCUAUCAAUAUUGCAUUCACCUCUUGUGUUUUUUAAAUGUUUUGUGUAUGUUUGCAACAACAUGUUGGAGAACAUUUAGGUUAAAUGCAUGUUUGCAAUUAAGUGUGUUUCGUUAUUUAAAGCAGUUUGUUUAGUUUUGUUCAGUGUUUGCUUACAAUGACCUACAGUACAACACAAUGUAAAACACAGAAGUUGAGUUUUUUGGAACAAAUGCGGUCAAACGCAGUUAAACAAAUUGUGAAGCAUUCGAGCGCAAGGAUGAAACCAAAUAUCAUUACAGCACAUUUGGAACGCCACUUGUCCAAUUAGAUUAGUGGAUCCAGGUGACAAAGUGCACUAUAAUACACUUAAAUGGUCUUAAAGGAAGAGUUUACCUUCAAAACAAAAAACAUCUGUCAUCAUUUAAUCACCCUGUCGUCAUUUUAAACCCUUAUGACAUUCUGUCUUCUGCAGAACACAAAAGAAGAUAUAUUUUGAAGAAUGUUGGUAACAGAACAUUCUGUCCAUACAACAGAAGUCAAUGGGGACCAAAGUUGUGUUUUGCAGAAGAAAGAAAGCCACACGGGUUUAAAAUGACAACAGGGUGAGUAAAUGAUGACAUAAUUUUCAUUUAAUCCUUUAAAGUGCUCCAUUUUCACACACUAAUUUUGUAUAUAAUAAAUAGAAAGUUAGUUUUAAGUACUUAAGAUAAUCAUAAGAAAAUGUAAGCGUACUCAACUGUAUUUUAAAACACCAUGAAUAGAAGUACAAAAAAACACAAUUUGUAGUAUAUUAAGUACAACAUUAAUGUCUGACAAAAGAGCACUUUAAGUAAAUAGUAGUUUAUUUGCACUUUUUAUUCCUGGGUCGAUCAGAAUGUACCGCAAGUUUUUUUCAUUUAUGAUUAUAUAAUUGGGCCUGGACUGGAAAAAUGUUUUUUUUUUGUGUGUAUGCAAAGCGUGUUUAUACAUUUUUUGUGUGUGUAUGCAAAGCGUGUUUUUAAAGCUCAAAGGUUGAAAUCAUAAAACCGUGCCCUUCAAAAAUAUAUUGAAACAACAAAUCUGAUGUGAGCGAACUCAAACAUGCAAUGUGGUUCACAAGCAGAGAAGGAUUAGCUUGUUUUCUGAUUGGUUAAUAAAUAGCAGAUCAAUCCCGGAAAUCGUUGAUUUCUUAAAAAAUCCUUUUCAUAUCUGUUGUCAAAUUUGACAUAUUAUCUGUAGUAUUUUAAACCACCUUUGGGCUGAGAGUUGUCUGGACUACAUCUUUCUUUUAGUCGAGAAAAAGUUAACCACUGUGUUUGUGUUACAUCCCUUUGUCCAUCUUUCAUCACCAUGAAGUGAGGCGGUGUCAUAUACUGGUGAAGGGUUUUAAAUUUCCACACAUAUCACCUGCAAUGGGCUGGAGAAUGUUCGCACAUGUCAUAUACUAACACUCAAGGGUGUUCAAUUCUCCACAGAAGUGAGAACAACCAUGUGCAUGUUCUCUACUAACCCUACAGGUUCCCUCGGUAUCAUAUACAUACUGCCAUAAAAUCCCACACAGACUGAUUCCUUUCUUUCACGUUCUCCUAUUUCUUCUGUUUCAGUGCAAUACACAAACUAUAAGUGUCACUUAGGUAAGGCACCUGAUGUUUGCACACACAUACACAAGAAGAAUGCAGCCGAGAGCGAGUACCUGUCUGUUAAAUCCUGUAGAUGGAUUCUCAAACCACACACAACUCUCCAUUCAUCUCCACAACCUGUAGAGAGCCAAAUGAGCACACGGACACAAUAGCAGAAGGAGGAGCAGGAGGUACCUCUUGUCAGCUGUUAUUCUAAAAUAAUGGAGCAUGGAGUGGAUGCCGGCACUCAGACUGACCCCGUUGUGGUCCUGUCUUUGGCCCAGGCCGCUGUGCUAGGCCUCAUAUCUCAGAAUGAAAUUUUCGGAGCCACCAUUGCCCCAAAAGGCUUCUGCAAGGGGAUGACGCGCGACGGUCCCCCUCCCCCUGUGGAAGCUAUGGAGUACGAAUAUUCAGAUCAGCUGAUCGGAGCCAACGGAGACUAUCUAUCCGAGCCUCAUAGGAGGCCGGAAGGACUUCACGGGUCAGAGCGGAGGCGCCCUGGUCCCCGAGGGAGGACCAAGAGGCCCCUUAGUGAGGGAGAACCAUAGGAAAAGUCCCUGGACACACCGAAUCCGGUGAAAGGAGAGAGAACUGAGUUUUCAUGUCCCUGUUAUCUCUCAAAUCCACAACAAACAGACAGCGAGCCAGAGGUAUUGGAUCUAACGCCCAACAGAGUGCCAGUGAAAGAGGAGAACUGUACCAAAGGCUACCCUGAAUCCUCAAGAGAACCAAGCGACCAACAGGUUGAUGCCAAUUCUGAAGCUAACGCUAAGCCAAGCACUGUCGGGCCUGCAAAUGCAUUGCCAAUGUCUUCUGGGGAAGAACAAGGAAAGGAGGAACGUGAGGAGGAGAGAGCUCUGAAUCUGAAAACUACGGAAGAUGUGACGCCGGUGAUGAGGCGCUACUAUGAGUCCAGCGUGAUCGGGUAUGAAGCUGCUGAGAUGAGCAUGCCAGGAGACUACGAGGAGGGGGGGCAGUCCAUGGUUUGGACAGAUGCCGAGAGCUCUGUGGGUCGACGGAUGCAAAUUGAUCGGCUGGACAUCAACGUGCAGAUUGACGAGUCGUACUGCGUAGAUGUGGGAGAAGGACUGAAGCGCUGGAAGUGCCGCAUGUGCGAGAAAUCCUACACCUCGAAAUACAAUCUGGUCACGCACAUCCUCGGCCACAACGGCAUCAAGCCCCACGAGUGUGUGCACUGUGGAAAGCUCUUCAAGCAGCCCAGCCACUUGCAGACGCACCUGCUGACGCACCAGGGUACACGGCCGCACAAGUGCACCGUCUGCAAAAAGGCCUUCACCCAGACUAGCCAUCUCAAACGCCACAUGUUGCAGCACAGCGACAUCAAGCCCUACAGCUGCCGAUUCUGCGGCCGGGGCUUCGCAUACCCCAGCGAACUGCGCACCCACGAGACCAAGCACGAGAGCGGUCACUGUCACGUUUGCACGCAGUGCGGAAUGGAGUUCCCCACCCAAGCCCAUCUCAAGCGGCACCAGGUCAGCCACCAAGGCCCGACCACCUUCCAAUGCAGUGAAUGCCACAAGUCCUUCGCCUACCGGAGCCAGCUUCAGAACCACCUGAUGAAGCACCAGAACGUGAGGCCCUUUGUUUGCUCCGAGUGUGGCAUGGAGUUCGUCCAGAUCCACCACCUGAAGCAACACAUGCUUACACACAAGGUACUGACACAGCAGGCCCUCGAACACAAGGGUAUGAAAGAAUACAAAUGUGAAGUGUGCUCACGAGAAUUCACUCUCUCAGCCAACCUGAAGCGUCACAUGCUGAUCCACACCAGCGUGCGGCCCUUCCAGUGCCACGUCUGCUUCAAGACCUUCGUCCAAAAACAGACGCUUAAAACGCACAUGAUCGUCCAUCUGCCCGUGAAACCGUUUAAGUGCAAGGUGUGCGGCAAGUCCUUCAACAGAAUGUACAACCUGCUGGGUCACAUGCACCUUCACGCCGGCAGCAAACCCUUCAAGUGUCCUUACUGCACCAGCAAGUUCAAUUUGAAGGGCAACCUCAGCCGACACAUGAAGGUGAAACAUGGAAUCCUGGACACCUCCUCUGAAGGACAAGACGUUCUUCCCGAUGCGGAGGGUCAUGAAGAUUAUGAAGCGGAGAGCUUCGAUUACAGCGAGAGGGAAAAUCUAGCCAGCAACAACAGCACAACGACGCAAGACUUGGCGAAACUCGCCAAAAUGGGUUACUAUAACUACACCAAGGUUGCUGCUCGCUACAAUACGGCUUAAGUGGCUGACUGAGACUCUAAAACGUGAUUAAAAGAACAGAAAACCCGAUAGUCAUUUCUGUAGUAUCUUUGGCUUUGACAUGAGCCAAUGAGAGGAAAUAGCCAUCUCGAAGUGGUUGUGCACUGGAAGCCAUUUUGGCUCUGUGAAACAAGUGAUAGAAGGAAAGCUUCAUUUUAACAAGUGUAAUGUGACAUUAGGGUCAUGGAGAAUAGAGGACUGUGCAUACGUACUGUUCAUUUUUUUGAAUGUUCUUUUACUCCUGUCAGAGUGCAGAAGGAUAUCGUUUCUGAGCUGGAUUCUGUGGUAACAGUAUGUAUAGGCAUGAGGCGCCACUUAAUCCAUACAGACAGUCCUCUGCUCUUUACUUGUCAGCUGUCCAUAUGGAGACAUGGAGAAGAUGUGACUUGCUAUUUUAGAACAUUGAUGUUGCUGGUGGUUUUAUUGUCCAGCGAGUUAGAAACCACUGUAUAGGGUUUAACCAAAGCUGACGAAGUGCGAAUAGCUCUCAUUAUACUUUAACUUGAACUUCCCCAACUUUUUGUUAACACACUGUGACUUUUUGUUAAGAUUCCUCCUUUGCAGUUUGUGAUUUGCGAUGUGUGUUGCUUGUAGCUCACAGUGGGAUGUUUCAGUGCCUGGGGAUUUUGCAUUUCUUUUUAAGUUAAUGGUGGGACAGUGUAUGGCCUUCUGAACCUUUUUGUUUUUCUGUAAUUAUUGCAAAGAGUAUUUAUUGUUCAAUGUUAUUUCUCGGCAUUCUCAUGUGUAAAUACAUUGAUAUUAAGACCCAGUGUUCCAGAUGGGCAGAUUUUAUUUCAACAUACAAAUGUUGUUGUCGUUUCGUUUGAAUUUGGGUAUAAUUGCAUUCUUCUCCAAAGUGCUUUUGUGAUGAUUGUUUGGUCAGUCUUACUAAUGGUAAAAUCUGUCUUAAAUCUUUAGUUUGACGAAUGUAAUAAUGCAAAAAUAGAUUUCUCCCUUUAAAAAGUUUAAUAUUUUAGAGCCAUGCACCAGCCAACAAAACUUGUAUAUUUAAUCAAAUCUCUGAAAUUCAGUUAUUUAUAUAUCGCUUUAGUGCUCAAUCCAUUCUUUAUGGCUUACAACUAUGUUCUUUUUUAUAACACUAGCUAACUGUGGGCUAAAUCCAUUUUUAAUUCACAAUGUGGAGACCUUCUCGCAUCAGUUUUUUGGUGCAACAUUCAUUUAAUUCAUAAAUACCCCCCAAAAGAAACGUCUUUCCCAAAGUCACCAAUACUGACUGAAGAGGAUGCACAAAAAGACACCGGACAAAAAUAUUAACUGCCCUUAUGUGUGCAAGAGAGCAUCUCAUCCAUCAUUCCUGCACACAGCUCAGAAGUGAUGAACGACACUCUGCCGACAUGUGACAGGGCUCGAGACCCAGCGGAGAAUGAUUGGGGAAAUUCACCAUGUAUUCUCCAUUUCUCUCUCUGCUUAGCUUCACACUGACAGUACCAUCUAGACAACUCAAAAAUGUUAAUAUGUAACAUGACAGAUUUGGUUUUGCCAUUUUAAACCUAGAUGGGAAUUUUAGUUUGUAUAAGCUUUCAAUUCUUUUGUUGCAAUGCACACAGAUGUGAAUAUGAUGCUGAUAAAUGUGUGUUGAAUGUUGUGCUAUGGACAUCUAUGGACAUUAUUAUAAAUUAAUACAUCUA
This is a messenger RNA of Triplophysa rosa, 6804 nucleotides long. It is a transcript of the gene znf710a, whose product is annotated as zinc finger protein 710a. The record is from RefSeq and is a predicted model, not a curated record. Bases 3701 to 5137 code for a protein of 478 amino acids. NCBI's taxonomy places the organism in Eukaryota, Metazoa, Chordata, Actinopteri, Cypriniformes, Nemacheilidae. Gene Ontology annotation, cellular component: nucleus. The transcript has 5 exons.